Alosa sapidissima (American shad) is the source of this 1972-nucleotide messenger RNA. RefSeq lists its product as uncharacterized. Bases 411 to 1244 code for a protein of 277 amino acids. The record is from RefSeq and is a predicted model, not a curated record. The transcript has 2 exons. NCBI's taxonomy places the organism in Eukaryota, Metazoa, Chordata, Actinopteri, Clupeiformes, Clupeidae.
GUGGUCUGUGUGAAAGUGUGUGUAGCACACACACUAACUGACAUCACUCUGGCAUGGGCAGGGUUACAUCAUCACCACUAUGACACACACAGUGCUAGGGCUGAUGGGAUACUGGUGGUGUAGCUGCCGGCGGCUGUUGCGUUGCUCAGCGUUCUUCCAUGUGACAGGGGCAGGUUCCAGCGGCCACCAUCGGACACGUGACUGACCAAUGCGGUUCUAAGUGCUGUUCUUGUUGACUAACUGUGACCGGACAGGUUCUAAACCACUGUUCUAAACAGGUUCUAGACACUGUUCUGGUGGAUGUACCCAGCUCUCACAGAAUACAGACGGCAUCUGAGACCAGAGAACAUUGAUCAAAGCGUCUACUCAGGACUGGAAAGCAAGGUAAACCCUUGCCACGCUGGUCCACCAUGGUGUUCAUGGGCAUGAGUAACUUUGUGGACUACCGUCUGCUGGCCAUCCUGAUGACGGGCAUGUGCCUGGGUCUGCCCGCGCUGGGCUGGGCGUUCCGCUCGCUGCACUUCCACCGGCGGUCCGGCGGCCGCGUGACGCCCUUCGCCGCGUGCCUGUUGCUAAGCGACGUGCUGGAGCUCCUGCUGCUCUCCUUCCUCAUGGUGGAGCAGCUGAACAUCUGUGACCUGAAGGUCUACCCCUGCUGGGUGUGGUUCCCUGUCUCCGUGGGCGUGCGCCUGUGCGCGCUGCACUUCCACCAGCUGGUGGCGCUAGAGGGCAUCAUGGCGCUGUCCUUCCCGCAGUGCUGGGCGCGCCUGUCUUCGCCGGCCGUCGGCGUGCCCAUCAGCGUCUUCCUGUGGCUGACGGCGCUCAGCUUCUACCUGUCUCCCGUCUGCAUCGUGGUCAACGUGGUGCUGGCGGCCGUGCCCGUGGCGCUGCUAGUGGUCAGCUUCGUGCUGACGCUCAAGACGCCGCCGCACGUGGCCCCCCGGCCCUGGGACGUGCUGGGGGUUGCCGCGGUGACCCUGCUGGGCGUCAGCUGGCCCACGUGCGCGCUCUUCUUCGGCAUCCUGUCGGGCGUGGUGUGGCUGCACGUCAUCUUCUUCGUCAUGCAGCUGCGGCUGAUCACCGACCCGCUCCUCUGCGUCCUGGUGUGGAGGGCCACGGGCAGGAGGCUGCAGUCUCAGCGCCCCGGCGCCAACGCCAGCUCCAGCUCCACCACCAGACUACACAUCCCACUGGCCAUCAGCGCCACGGUGGACUGCGACUCCGUCAUCAGGAGACAGCGCUGACGUGAGAGAGAGAGAGCGAAGGAUAGAGAGGGAUAGAUAGAGAGAGAGAAAGGAGAAAAGAAGAAGAGAAUGGAAGAGAUAAAAGGUUGAUUCACUUACAACUGAGUUAUAAAAAGUUUCUCUGUUUCUCAGUGGAAGGAUUUUGAAUGACUGAAUGCAUUUUACAGUCGCUGAAUAUAAUCUCGUAUACUACAAUAACCUGGCCUUAAUAUCCUAACUAUAAAAUACUUUUGAUCCUAAUAUACUCCUGCAGAUCACUUCUCAGGCCUAAGGCUGUUUUUCAACACAACAAUACUGGAAAAUAUGUGGUUAUAGGAUGAGAAAAACCUGAGGUCACAGGUGACAGUUUCUCUUGGGUCAUGAUGUUAGCCUGACGAGCCAGACCCACAUUAAAAUGUAGGGUCUGGGCACUCACCGUUCGCAGUGCUCAGUCCAAGGGGAGGGAUAAUCGGUUGUCUUUCAAAUUCCUUUUACUUUUAUCAAAAUCACAAACAUUUGCAAUAUUUUGUCAGUUUCUUCUGUGUGUAUUUGUUAAUACCAUCUUCAAAUCUUCACAGUUAAGUAUCAAAAGCCUGUAUUGAUAAUCAAAUCUUCUGUAUGUAGGAAUGUUUAAUAAUGCAUUUAAUAACUGAAUAAUGUAAUGCCUUAUUACUAUACGACUAUUGACGGAGACUAUUGAGAUGAUGUGUCCAUCUGACUGACCCAUGUCCAUGUCUGGUCUCAGUAAA